This is a messenger RNA of Medicago truncatula (barrel medic), 2655 nucleotides long. RefSeq names its product BTB/POZ domain-containing protein NPY1. Gene Ontology annotation, molecular function: protein binding. The transcript has 4 exons. The record is from RefSeq and is a predicted model, not a curated record. The coding region runs from base 431 to 2284 and encodes 617 amino acids. Lineage: Eukaryota; Viridiplantae; Streptophyta; Magnoliopsida; Fabales; Fabaceae.
UGUAUUGAUCGACAAAGGCGUCAGAGGGUGGGAACGAUCAUGAUUAAGUUGGCAGAGAAAGUGUGUUUGGCUCAGAAUAGAGAAUAGAAAGAAAGAAACAGCAGAGACCACAGAGUACAGACCUCUCUCAUUCACUCUUUUGAGAUUUGCGCCCCAACCAUAAUCUUAACUCAUCUUGGACUUAGUUUUAAGCAAAUAAGGCGGCGACCAUUACUCUCUCUUCUUCACUUUCUCUAUUAUUUCUGACUUCAUUCACCAACUUACAUUAUUAACUGCAUUCAUUUCCUUCAUUACCUUAACACGUUUUCUCUCUUUUUCAUUCUCUUCUCUUCUUCUUGUAACCUCACACUUGCUUUCUUUCACUGUCUUACUUCUCAACAUACGUGAUCCUACUUUCUUUGUUUGGUUUUCAAGAAAAAAAGAAACAAAAAUGAAGUUUAUGAAGUUGGGUUCAAAGCCUGAUGCACUUCAAUCUGAUGGCAAGUUUGUCAGGUACAUAUCAUCUGAAUUAGCUACAGAUAUUAUCAUAGCUAUUGGUGAAGUAAAGUUCGACCUUCACAAGUUCCCUCUACUGUCAAAGAGCAACUGCUUACAGAAGUUGGUGUCGAAGGCUAACGAAGAUAAUUCAGAUGAAAUUUACUUGGACGAUUUCCCUGGUGGUCCCAAGGCCUUUGAAAUAUGUGCAAAGUUCUGCUAUGGAAUGACUGUGACUCUAAAUGCUUACAAUGUUGUGGCUGCUCGAUGUGCAGCGGAGUACCUUGAGAUGACAGAGGAUAUUGAUAAAGGAAAUUUGAUUUUUAAAAUUGACGUGUUCCUUACAUCAAGCAUCUUUCGUAGCUGGAAGGAUUCUAUAAUUGUUCUUCAAACUGCUAAAUCUCUUCUCCCUUGGUCUGAGGAUCUGAAGAUAAUUGGGAGAUGCAUAGAUUCCAUAGCAUCAAAAACUUCUGUUGAUCCGGCAGACAUCACUUGGUCUUACACUUACAACCGGAAAUUAACACAGGUCGAUAAAAUCGUUGAGGACAAGAUAACAUUGAAAGAGAAAAUUGAGUCUGUUCCGAAGGAUUGGUGGGUUGAGGAUAUAUGUGAGCUGGACAUUGAUCUUUAUAAACGUGUAAUGAUUGCUGUGAAAUCAAAGGGAAGAAUGGACGGUGUUGUGAUUGGCGAGGCGCUGAAAACCUAUGCUGUUAGAUGGUUGCCUGAUUCUGUUGAUGCAUUGGUUUCCGAUGCUCAUGCAUGGAGGAACAAAUCUCUGGUAGAAACAAUUGUGUGUUUAUUGCCGUGCGAUAACGGUGUCGGUUGUUCCUGUAGUUUCUUGCUGAAAUUAUUUAAAGUGGCCAUACUUGUUGAAGCCGAUGAAUCAUCCAGAGAAGAAUUGAUGAACAGCAUCAGCUUAAAAUUGCAUGAAGCUUCUGUCAAGGAUUUACUGAUUCCAGCAAGGUCUCCUGGGAUUACUACUUAUGAUGUUGAUUUGGUGCAAGAUCUUUUGAAUCGAUACAUGAAUAAUGAAAAGAGAAAGCGUGAUAUCGAGGUUACGGACAUGAAAGAUAAAGUAUUUGGUGAAUCUAUUUUAGGGAAUAGGGCGAUAUUGAAUCUCGGCAAGUUGGUUGAUAGUUAUCUUGGAGAAAUUGCACAUGAUCCUAAUCUUAGCCUCUCUAGUUUUGUUGAUUUGUCACAGUCAAUUCCAGAUUUUGCUAGACCAAAUCAUGACGGUUUUUACAGAGCUAUCGAUAUCUACUUGAAGGAGCACCCAAGUUUGACUAAAUCUGAAAAGAAGAAUAUAUGUGGACUGAUGAAUGUCAAGAAAUUGACUGCUGAUGCAUCGGCACAUGCUGCACAGAACGAACGUCUUCCACUUCGAGUUGUAGUGCAGGUCCUAUAUUUUGAACAAGUUAGAGCUGCAGCCAGUGCCCGAGCAUUUGCUAACAGUCCACGUGAUCCUUCACAUGCCCUGAUAAACGGAGACGAGGAAUGUGAGAAAACACUGGGAGUGAGCUGCCAUUCCCUCAACAGACAAACAAGUCGUUUGAAGAUUAAGGAUGAUGAGUUUCGUAAGAGCGUGAGAUUGGAUAAGAAGAGUAGCAAAAAUAGCAGAAGUGGCAUGCAGUUGUUGCCGUCUCGGUCGAGGAGAAUAUUUGACAAGUUAUGGAAUGUUGGUAGUAAAGGACAUGGAGAGAAUAGGAGUUCAGAGACUUCAGGGAGUUCUAAUAGUCCAACUUCUGUAGUCCUUGGAGAUACAAAAUCUUCUGGUUCAUCCUUAAGACACAAAAGACAUUCUAUCUCUUAGGGAAUUACAUAGAAUUAAUUGGAACAAGUGAAAAGAAUGUUCAAAUUGAUGUGAAGUGUAAAGUGGUAGGUUGCUAAUCUUGUGUCUGCAGUGCAUGCAAGUAAUGUAAUUUGAAUUAAGAUCUCAGCAGCAUUGGAAAAAAAAGACAUGGAGUAUAACAUUUUUGCUGUGUUUUCUGUAUCUUGUUUCUUUCUGUCUAGUAGGGUAAGAUCUUUCAUGCUUACUGAUCUGGAAAUGGGUAGGGUUCUUAAGAUUUUAUUAAAUGCUGCUGCCGUUUGUAUAUUAUCGUUUUAACUUAUUAAAUCAGUGCAUGGCUUCUGACUUAGCUUGGAUUUAAAUCAAGACCAAGAAAUUUAAAGCUUUCAGUUCUA